Medioppia subpectinata is the source of this 641-nucleotide messenger RNA. The record is from the annotation of a GenBank genome assembly. NCBI's taxonomy places the organism in Eukaryota, Metazoa, Arthropoda, Arachnida, Sarcoptiformes, Oppiidae.
ACGAAAUACAGAAACUGCACAUCAGAACAGUUCCGUUGCGGGAAUCGCCGCGAAGGAUAGCCUAUCAGGAGUCGACCCAAACGUUUGGUGUGAUUACUAUGAGACACGAUAUGCUGGGAGAGGACGGCUUGGUUCCCCUCCGCACCGAUUGCGCCAGUCGUACAGCGCAAAACAUAACCUAUUCUUCAUCCAUACCGACAAUCGUAAAGCCAAGCAAUGCGUCAAAUAUGGAACAGACAGGUCUUGAGGUGGAAGUACAUCACCUAUUGAUCAUAGAUCAGCACACCUUCGAAGUACUUCACGCGCACCAAUUCAUGGCCAAUGAAUACGCUUUGAGUGUUAUUUCGGCCAAAUUGGGUGACGAUCCGAUCGCGUAUUAUAUCGUUGGGACGUGUUUUGUAAAUCCGGACGAACCGGAGCCCAAAUUGGGCCGAAUUAUUGUCUUUCAUUUAUCUGAAGGUCGGUUACAACAAGUGUCUGAAAAGGAGAUCAAAGGCGCGCCCUAUACUAUAGUUGAGUUCAACAGCAAACUGUUGGCCGGAAUCAACUCAACCGUUCGGCUCUACGAAUGGACACAACAAAGAGAUUUACACAACGAAUGCUCUUAUUUUAACACAAUUAUAGCCUUAUAUCUCAAAACG